Apiotrichum porosum is the source of this 3300-nucleotide messenger RNA. RefSeq lists its product as uncharacterized. Lineage: Eukaryota; Fungi; Basidiomycota; Tremellomycetes; Trichosporonales; Trichosporonaceae. The coding region runs from base 1 to 3300 and encodes 1099 amino acids. The transcript has 4 exons. The record is from RefSeq and is a predicted model, not a curated record.
AUGCAGGUCGCGCUAGGCCGUCGUACUUGGGUCGCCGGCCAACGUGCCUGGUGUGAAGUGACGGUCCGCAACGAGAGCAAGAAGAAGAUCAACAAAUGUGCCCUCGCGAUUCUCCAAACUGUCAACACGUACGGCCUCCCGGGCAAGGGCCGGAACCCGCACGUCCCGAUCGAGGUGGAGCGCAAAAAGGUGUCCGAGGAGAUGAUCGAGGCCGACUUUAUGGAGAUUGGCUCGGGUCACAUUACCGGCAAGAGCUGGUGGACAGGCCUCGAGCCCAACGAGGCGAACCGUUGGGACAUGAGUGUUCCUAUUCCUGGUGGUAUGAUAUCUAUUCCUCGCUCGCGCUUCGUAGAGGUCACCUACACGCUCCGUGUGACCCUCAACAACACGAUCUACGUCGAUAUUCCCCUCAAUCUUAUUAACUUCCUGUCUAUCGACCCUCCUCCGAUGCCCAGCGACAUCCGUCGCCGCGCCCGUCUCCUCCAGCGGGCCCCUGCGCCUCCCCCUAUGCAGCCCGUUCAGAUGGGAGGCCCCGUCGACCCUCGCUACCGUGCUGUCGCCAUGGCCGGCGUGGCUAUGCGUGAUGAGUCGCCCACCCUCGGCAAUCAGUCGCGCGACAUUAGCCCACGAAACACUGUCGCGCAAGGAUACACUUCCCAGCAGCUCCGCGGCGACGAGGACAACAUGGCUCGCGCUCGUACUAGCUCGACCACACUCAACAUUGACACUCUCAUGGAGCAAGGCCGUGCGCGCGCUGCCCAGCCCGACCCGCAGGACACGAUGGAGGAACUCAACCCGCGUGCUCCGUCGUCGCCCGCAUCGGCAUACUCGACUGAACACGGCAAGGGAACUCUUCGGAGCCGCCACGAGCUGGAGCACCAGCAUGACCACGGUCACGAUGAGUCGGGCUGCCAGCUCUGCGUUGAUGAGGCGCAGCGCCGUGAGGGCCGCGCCAACAUGCUGGAGGUUAUCCGCGAUGAGGGCGAUGACGACAAGUUGAGCAUGGUCAGCCACGACUCGAUGCUCACCAUGGAGGACCGCAAGUCGUAUGUCCCCAACGAGGCGCCAGUCGAAAAGAGGUCGUUUGAGAUCGGCCGCAGCGGACCCAACAGCGAGACCACGCACGAAGACGACGACAUGGACGACGACGAUGCGGCCACCGAGACGGAUCGUACCCCGCAGGGCUCGCCUCAGCUCUCGCCCGAGAACUUCCAGCUGCCGAUGCUGCCACAGGUUCACCCCCGCGAGGCGUACCUCUCCCACAUUUCCGAGGAGGAGGAACCUUUUGAGGAUGAGACCCUCGACGACAUCAUCUCGAAUGGCCACGAGGGUGGUCACUUUGAAAUGCAAGGUGACGGCGACGAGGAUGAUCUGUACGAUGAGCCCCACUACCAGGGCAGCGACGGUCCCAAGACCCCACAGGACACUCCCGGCCGCCGUAGCCUUGAGGACCGCCUCUCGAUUGCUUGCCACACUGGCCUCCGCCCCCCUCCCCGCCGCAGCCCCGAGAGGCCCAAGAGCGUCGACUACACCGAGCCCAUCGAUUUGGACCAGAUGUCCCUCCACGGUCUGAGCCUGCACGACCACCACGACGACGGCUAUGACGGCGAUUCCAACUCGACCCUCGGCCGCUCCAGCUCGCCCACGAAGCGCACCAAGCCCCGCCACUCGCACUCCAACUCGCUCCCGGCCUGGCCCACGGACUUGAAUCCCCCCAUGCUCCCCUCGCUCGCGUCGGUGCGCAACAUUCCCUGGGGUGGUGACCUCACCGGUCGCACUGUCAGCGGCAGGUCGAUGAUGCCCGUCUUUGACGACGAGCCACAGACGCCGCGCUCGCCAUUUGAGCCGCGCAGCCUCCGCAUGCCGUCGCCCGUCAGGCGUACCCCUUCGCCUGUAAAGUCCCCCUCCAAGUCUCGCUCGGCCUCCCCACUCAAGCGCCCCUCGUCACCUGCCAUGCUCAAGCACGGCCGCGAGAGCCGCAACCUCGCCGCUCUCGCUGCUGAGCGCCCUCUUACUCGCGACAACGAGACCUUUGACCUCAUGUCCAAGGCCGCCGAGUCGUCGGACGAGGAGCUUGCCCCGCCCAACCGCCUGACUACCGGCCCGGCCUCGUCGUCAAACGGCAGCUAUCACACUGCGCACAGCGGAAGCUCUCACGAGCGCCUCCCGCCUCUGCAACCUUCGCAUUCGGACAGUGGCUCUUCGGAAGGUCUGAUCGAGUCGCCUACCAACUCGCGCAAGCCCGCAGUGUACGAGAGGCCCCUCCCCAACUCGCCCAGCGGCCUUCCCCAGCGUGCUUCGCUGGACGUUCCCGACCGCUUCCGCCCCGUCAUCCCUCGUGAGCGUGUGGUGUCGGACGAGUCGUUCGCGUCGCACACAUCCAUGAGCACCAACAUGUCCAGCACGCAGGAGAGUGCAGUCUUGCCCGCCGUCAAGGCGCGCGUCGCGCAGAUCGAGACUCGUGAAGAUGCCUUACGGCCGCUUUACCGUCGGCCACAGUGUCGCCGGCCCCUGUCCCCCGUCUCUACUGGAUCCACCGCCCAGCCCUCCUCCAAGCGCAAGAGCUACACUGCGGCCCUCGCGCCCCGCCCUGCCUCGCUGUACAGCCGGGAGGAUGGUUCUUCGCCUCGUUCUGCCAAGUUUAGCGUCUCGUCCCAGUACUCGGAACGCACCCUCGACGACCUGCGUACCCCGCCUCACUCGACGUACCCGACGUACCCUCAGAAGCUCGGCCUCGCACCUGAGGCCCUUAGUGGUUCAGCAUUUGCCCACGGGCCCGGCUCGCCGACGAGUACCAUCUCACACGCGCACCACACCCUCGCUAGCGGGUGGGAGGCGAUUGGCGAUGUGGGCAGUGUCCGCUCCGCCAGCCCCGACAAGCAGUCGCGCCUCCUGCGAAACCUCUCCACAACCAGCGUUUCCACCACCGCAACCGAGAUUGAGCGCGCCCUCUCUGGCGACGCGCGCAGCCCAUCACUGAUGACCCCGCGCGGCCCGCGUGCACUCGGCCGCGCACCCUCCCCACUCCCCUCACCCACCAAGCUCAACACACCCUCCUACACGGCCUCGCCAGCCCACACUCCGCGCAAGGCACCUAGCCCGGCGCCCAACCACUUUAUCCGCUCCGAAACCGCCACGGUCGACCACGCAUACCUCACCGACGGACAGGACGCACAGAGCGAAGGCAUGAGCGAGACGAUGAGCGAGGUCGGCUCCGGAUCCGAUUUUGGGUCGACCGGGUACGCGGGUAACAGCGUGCGCUUGCCGCCCGUGAGGGCUGUCGGCCCCAGGCCCAUGUGA